Plasmopara halstedii is the source of this 828-nucleotide messenger RNA. RefSeq lists its product as uncharacterized. Bases 1 to 828 code for a protein of 275 amino acids. The record is from RefSeq and is a predicted model, not a curated record. Lineage: Eukaryota; Oomycota; Peronosporomycetes; Peronosporales; Peronosporaceae. The transcript has 2 exons.
AUGUCAUUAAGUUGUUCCAAACUAGCGCAACGUAAUGAAAUCGAAAGCAGCAAGCACGUCCAGUCUUUGGUCAUCAAAUUUGUUAUGAGUGAAGAGAAUACAGAGGAGAAACCGGAACAAGCGCCGGUUCUGCUGCCACAGAAUGUGGACGCUAAGACAAAACAAGACUCGGUGAAUGUUGAAUGUCAGCAGAAGGAGGAGGAGGAGGAGAAGACAGAAGAACAUGAGGAAGAAAUGCGACAGCAGGAAGAAGUGACAAAGGCGAUUGAGAAGAAUAAAAAAACACCACCAAAGACACAUACCACCAAUGUUAAUCGGAUGCCUAAACAAGAGAUGUCGGUCGCGAAAAGAAAACUCGAAAUCCUUCAAAAUGAUCCAGCUUCUCGAAAGAAUAAAAAGGCCCGCGUCUCGGCAACCAGCAUUAAGUCGAAAAAGGACACCAAAAAGACUCCAACAAAGCAAGAGUUUUCGUUUGCAAGACCUACAGCUUCUUCUGCAAGUCGAACCGCUGCUGUUGUCAAGGCUACACCGACGCCUCCGCCUAUUCGAAAACCUUCUUAUACCAAGAAGUCACCGGCUCUCACUCAGCGCUUGUCGACACAUGCUCCCAAGACUCCGGUAAUUGCUAAUAAGGCAUCGCGUUCCAAGUUCAAUUAUACACCGUAUACUGGCCCAUUGCCGCCAUUGACCGUCCAAUCUAGCUUUGCACCGAAAGAUUCCCGAAGUGCUGGCCACGGGGUGCGUACAGGGACGAAAGUGGUACGAAAAGCCGAGGCAAAGCCUGUAGUAAGGAAAAGCAAAACCAGGUCAGGAACAGUGACACCAUGA